AUAUCUCCGAUUGACGGAUACGACCUGGUCUACAAGGCAGCGCAUUUGGAAGUACAAGUGCAGAGAUGAUGAGAUCAUUUAUUUGUAGGUUUGUGUAGAAUAGAAUCUUUGCUGACAUUUGUUAGCGGGAAUAUGAAUCAAUGUUUAUGAAAUACUGAAAUAGUCUAGACAGUAUAAGACUGGUGGGGAAACAGUUGUCAUAAUGGCGGAAGAUGGCGACCAGGUUCCGGCUAUUACUGUUAAGGAGCCUCUGGAUCUAGUUCGCCUAAGCUUGGAUGAAAGAAUUUAUGUCAAGAUGAGGAAUGAACGAGAGCUUAGAGGAAGGCUUCAUGCUUAUGAUCAGCACCUCAAUAUGGUACUGGGUGAAGCGGAAGAAACUGUAACCACUGUAGAAAUUGAUGAAGAAACAUAUGAAGAAGUUUAUAAGACAACAAAGCGGAACAUUCCUAUGUUGUUUGUUAGAGGUGAUGGUGUAAUUCUUGUAUCCCCUUUGAUAAGAUCAGGUUAAACAUUGGUGUAUGCCUUGUAUCGUGUUUGAGCAAAUGAUAUGCCAUAAACCUUAUUGCCAAAAUAAAAAGAUCGUAUUGUUGUUACCGGAGUAAAUUUCUAAUGUAUUUCAGUUCUCUGCGUGGAUAUUCCAAAGACAUAAAUAUGUAUCAUGAAAAUUUCACACUGUCAAACUAUUGCAUACAUUAUAUAGUAAUAUUUUCUUUGCUACAGUGUAAUUUGGAAGUUUCUAUCUGAAAAUGCAGAUAAUAAAUAGUGUGUUGUAUGAUUACA
Schistocerca piceifrons (Central American locust) is the source of this 780-nucleotide messenger RNA. It is a transcript of the gene LSm3, whose product is annotated as U6 snRNA-associated Sm-like protein LSm3. Bases 203 to 508 code for a protein of 101 amino acids. The transcript has 3 exons. Lineage: Eukaryota; Metazoa; Arthropoda; Insecta; Orthoptera; Acrididae. The record is from RefSeq and is a predicted model, not a curated record. Gene Ontology annotation, molecular function: RNA binding. Gene Ontology annotation, cellular component: P-body; precatalytic spliceosome; catalytic step 2 spliceosome. Gene Ontology annotation, biological process: P-body assembly; mRNA splicing, via spliceosome.